Molecule: messenger RNA, 441 nt
Organism: Vanderwaltozyma polyspora DSM 70294
Lineage: Eukaryota; Fungi; Ascomycota; Saccharomycetes; Saccharomycetales; Saccharomycetaceae
Exons: 1
Coding region: 1-441 (146 amino acids)
Source: RefSeq, a predicted model, not a curated record
AUGCAAAGAAAACCCUACGAACUAAUAAAACAACUUGCAAUUUAUUCUUCCAAAAGCUUAUAUGGUUUAGCGACUAAACCUCUGCCUGGUUCUAGGCCAUCAUGUAACCAAAAUUGGGUCGAGUUCAUAUUCAACGGUCUAGAACUAAGUCAAAAUGAAAACAUGUACUCAUUUUCUUUGCAACCUAUACAAACUUUCUUAACUUUAGUGGUAGAUACUGCCGAUCCAAGUUCAGAGUCCACACUAAUUGUUAACAAAGAUGUAAUAAACAUGAACAACAACAACAGAUCCUCAGUAACACAGAAUGAACUACAGCAAGAUAAUAAUAGAAGUUACGAUAUUAGAUUGAAUGAAGGAUUAAAUUUCAUAGAAUUCAAGUGCAAAGACAGUAGUAAAACAAAAGAUGAGUCCAUGAAGUUUUGGGUUAAUGUGUUACCAUAA